Molecule: messenger RNA, 1686 nt
Organism: Rhopalosiphum padi (bird cherry-oat aphid)
Lineage: Eukaryota; Metazoa; Arthropoda; Insecta; Hemiptera; Aphididae
Product: zinc finger BED domain-containing protein 5-like
Exons: 4
Coding region: 1-1686 (561 amino acids)
Source: RefSeq, a predicted model, not a curated record
AUGACUUAUGUCUUACAAGUGAGUGAACCGCCAAAGAAAAAAACUAAAUUAAAUAUCAGACGUCAAUAUUAUGAAGAUUAUUUAAACAUAAGAUUUUCUUGGUCCGGUAAUGUAGAUGAUCCUCGUUCAUGGUGUCUAGUAUGCGGCGAAAAACUAUCCAAAAAGUCAAUGGUUCCAAGUAAACUAAAACGUCACUUCUCUACCAAGCAUUCUCAUUUGGUCGAUAAAAAUGCUUCAUAUUUUCAACGUUUACUAAAAUCAGAAACACAAAAAUCUGAAAAAAUGACAAAAAAAGAAACCAUUUCGGAUAAAACUCAAGAAGCUAGUUAUCUAGUAGCAGAACUUGUAGCUAAACAAAUGAAAACACACACUAUAGCAGAAAAACUUAUUUUACCUGCUUGCCGUGAAAUAGUAAAAGUACUUUUUGGAGAAGAAGCUGAAAAAGAAGUGUUAAAAAUUCCUGUAUCUGAGAACACCAUUAGUAGGCGUAUAGAACACAUGUCUGAAGAUAUUGAAGAACAAGUAUUGCGACAAUCCCGUGACUCUCCAUUAUUUGCAUUACAACUGGACGAGUCAACUGAUAUAAGUGGACAAGCACAACUUUUGAUAUUUAUACGCAUAGUUUCCAAAGAAAACGUUUUGUGUUGUAAAACACUUUCUGAGACAACUAAAGAUGAAGACAUUUUCGAAAUCGUGGACAAUUAUCUGAAAUUUGCUAAUUUACCAUGGGAUAAAUGUAUUGAAAUAUGUACCGACGGUGCUCCCGCGAUGACUGGCUCAGUAAAAGGCUUUACUUCUUUUGCCAAGAAAAAAAAUGAAAAUAUAAUUUUCACCCACUGUUUUCUACAUAGAGAAGCCCUUAUAACAAAAACAUUGGUAGGUGAUUUAAAAGAAGUUUUGGAUCAAGUUGUGAAAGCGAUAAAUUUUAUUAAAAGUAGUUCACUUAAGUCAAGUGCAAUAAGAUGGUUAUCAAGAGGCCGAGUAUUAUCAUGUUUUUAUGAUUUGAGUGAAGAAAUAAUUGUAUUUUUAACAAUAGAAGAAUCGAAGUACGAGUUUCUUGGAGAUGAAAAGUGGUGGACAAAUCCCCGUCGUACCCCAAAGACUUGUGUUGCUUUAUUUUAUUUUUCCCCGUGCUCCCCGUGUGCCGUUCAACCUCCAUCCGACGCGACCUCACCAUCACACAGUGACAACCGUAGGUACGCGUCAACAUUAACUGACAAAAUUAUGGCCUUUAAUGAAAAAAUAACUCUGUGGAAAACUCAAGUUGACCAAAAAAAAUUGACAAUGUUCCCACGAACUGCAGAGCGAGAUGUUGACCUCAUAUCGUUAAUAAGCGAAUCUAUCAUGUUACUGAAAGAAAAAAUGACGAAAUACAUUCCAAGCAUAAAUUUUGAAAACUAUGACUGGGUGCGGAAUCCAUUCAGUGUAUCAGUUAAUGAGGUGAUUGGUUUGACAUUUGCCGAAGAAGAUAAUCUUAUCUCUCUGAAAAAUGAUCGUACAAUAAAGUUAAAAUUUAAAGAAAUGACCGUUAACAAAUUCUGGAUCUAUGCUCAAGCAGAAUUUCCUGAAAUAUCUAUAAAAGCAAUAACAAUUUUACUACCAUUCUCCACAUCGUAUCUAUGCGAACAAGGAUUCUCAGCAGUCACAACAAUAAAAAGUAAAAAAGAAAACGACUUCGAUCCGUAG